This is a messenger RNA of Magnusiomyces paraingens, 1467 nucleotides long. RefSeq lists its product as uncharacterized. Bases 1 to 1467 code for a protein of 488 amino acids. Gene Ontology annotation, cellular component: kinetochore. Lineage: Eukaryota; Fungi; Ascomycota; Dipodascomycetes; Dipodascales; Dipodascaceae. Gene Ontology annotation, biological process: kinetochore assembly; attachment of mitotic spindle microtubules to kinetochore; protein localization to kinetochore. The record is from RefSeq and is a predicted model, not a curated record. The transcript has a single exon.
AUGACUGCUUCAGAGUCUUUACCAAAACAAGAGUUAGAGGCGCUUAAAAAGCUCAAAGAUAUUCCCCUUGCGAUUCUAAAUGCUGAAGCAGAAUACGUCAAGCAAAUAGGAGAUCCGCGAAGAUUAAGUGAUAACAACAAUGUCAAGGUUUCAGACCAGAUCAAAGAACUUCUUCAGCAAGAUCCGCGUCUAAUGCCAGAAGAACUUAAGGCAGCACAUGAAGUUUUUCAAACGCAUAAACUGGCUUACUUAGAGCAUGAAACAAAAGUUGAGUUCCUUAAGAUUAUGAUGAAUGCUUUUGAAGAUGACGAUGAAUCUUCGACAUACUAUGCCAAUCUCUUUUUAUCCCUUAACGAAGACACCAUUGCACAAGAAGAAAGGGCGAACGCUGAACUGAAAAGCAAACUAAAAAGUGAAAAGAGACGUGUAGAAUCUCUUCAAAGUUGGGUUGAACAAGCAGCAAAACAAUUGGUGGAUGAUGUGGCUGAUGUUGUUCAGACUAAGCCUGCAGAAAUAUUAAAGAUGACUACGGAAAUAGACGAAAUGCAGAGAGAGAUUGAUGCUUUAGAGGAAAAAGAAAAGGCUUAUUACAAGAGUUUGACGGAUCAGUUGGGUAUAGAUCGCGAAGAUGGACAAGAAUACGACAUAAAUGAGGACCCAGUGGCUAAAAUGAUUAAAGAGACUGAAGAAUUUGAAACUCGCGUACACGAACUAGAGCAUCACCAACUAAAUCAACAGACUAAUGUCAUACAUGGACCUAAACCACCUAAAUCAACAGACUUAGAGUCCUUGACCAGAGAGCUGGAUAUUAAAUCUGCAUCUAACUCUGCGCUAGAGCGAGAAAUUGCUCAACUUACUGCACGAGACCAAAAACUACGAGAUAUUACUGCACAUUUCAAAGAGCCAUUGGAAAAUUCACUGCCUCAAGACCCUCAAGCCUUUGUUUUGUUGCAGCAGUUGUCCCGAAACAAUUCCAUAUCUGAUAUUAAUGAGUAUGUGGAAAGCGGCGAAACCAAUACGUAUGUGGUACAACAAGCCAUUGACUGGUAUUCAAACGUCAACACGAUGAUGAGCAAAAUGCUUGGUAUAGAUUAUAGUACUUUGCGUCUACUACAAAAGGGUCCCCAUCAUAUACUUUACAAAUUUACCAAACAAGUAUCUAUUUUUGGUAAGACAGGGAAUCCCAAAUUGUUUGUGGCAGCUCAAAUAUCGUAUGAGCUUUUUAUUGUCAAUUUAACGGGGAAAAUUGAAACUGGAAAAAUUACUGGAAUCCACUUGUUGCGGCGGUUAUCAGUUAAAAGUGGAGAUAAUAGUAGUGGGGAGCCGGUGGCUGAUAAUGUGAUUGACCGGGCGGUUCUUGCACAGGACGUUCUUACACAAACAAAAGCACUUUACGGUUGUAGUCCAAGCUUUUUUGUUAAUGAAACUAGCCGGAUAAUUCGAGAAAGGCUAAAUUCUUUAAAUUAG